Molecule: messenger RNA, 7061 nt
Organism: Pleuronectes platessa (European plaice)
Lineage: Eukaryota; Metazoa; Chordata; Actinopteri; Pleuronectiformes; Pleuronectidae
Gene: cadps2
Product: Ca++-dependent secretion activator 2
Exons: 26
Coding region: 27-3305 (1092 amino acids)
Biological process (GO): positive regulation of exocytosis; dense core granule exocytosis; synaptic vesicle exocytosis
Cellular component (GO): glutamatergic synapse
Source: RefSeq, a predicted model, not a curated record
UCCUGAAGAGUGAGCGUGUUUCCCGAAUGGUUCAGAGCGGAGGCUGCUCGGCCAACGACUUCCGCGAAGUCUUCAAGAAGAACAUUGAGCGACGCAUUCGUAGCCUCCCAGAGAUCGACGGCUUGAGCAAAGAGACUGUGCUGAGCUCCUGGAUUGCUAAGUAUGAUGCCAUUUACAGGGGGGAGGAGGACAUGCGGCGUCAGACACAGAGGGCACACCUUAGUGCCGUGUCGGAGCUCAUCCUCAGUAAGGAGCAACUCUACGAAAUGUUUCAGCAGAUCCUUGGCAUCCGAAAGUUCGAGCACCAGCUGCUCUAUAAUGCCUGCCAGCUGGACAACGUAGAUGAGCAGGCAGCUCAAAUCCGUAGAGAGCUGGACGGCAGGCUACAACUGGCCGAGAAGAUUGCCAGGGAGAAGAAAUACCCAAAGUUCAUCUCCCCUGACAUGGAGGCUCUGUACAUGGAGGAGCUGCGUUCUUCAGUCAACCUGCUGAUGGCAAAUCUGGAGAGUCUGCCGGUGUCUAAAGGAGGCCCCGACUUCAAACAGAAGCUCAAACGCUCCUCUCAGAAUAACUCCUUCCUGGACAUCGGGGAUGAGGGAGACAUCCUCUCCAAAUCUGACGUUGUGCUGUCCUUCACUCUGGAGAUUGUAAUCGUGGAGGUUCAGGGUCUGAAGUCUGUUGCUCCGAACCGGAUCGUUUACUGCACCAUGGAGGUGGAGGGAGGAGAGAAGCUGCAGACGGACCAAGCUGAAGCUGCCAGACCACAGUGGGGGACUCAGGGGGAUUUCACCACAACUCACCCACUGCCCUCGGUCAAAGUAAAGCUGUUCACAGAGAGCACUGGUGUGCUGGCUCUAGACGACAAGGAGCUGGGCCGGGUGGUCCUAAACCCAACCACCAACGGACCAAAGCAGGCCGAGUUCCACCGAAUGGUCGUCGCCAAGAACAGUCAGGACACGGAGCUGAAGAUCAAACUGGCUGUCCGCAUGGACAAACCCCCCAACAUGAAGCACAGUGGGUAUCUGUAUACUCUAGGACAGAGAGUCUGGAAACGCUGGAAAAAAAGAUAUUUUGUUCUUGUUCAGGUGAGUCAGUACACAUUCGCCAUGUGCAGCUACCGAGAGAAGAAGGCUGAACCUCAGGAGCUGAUGCAGCUGGAGGGCUACACAGUGGAUUACUGUGACCCUCAGCCAGGUCUGCAGGGUGGUCGGGUUUUUUUUAAUGCAGUGAAGGAGGGCGACUUGGUGAUGUUUGCCUGUGAAGAUGAGCCGGACCGGCUGCUGUGGGUCCAGGCCAUGUACCGGGCCACCGGACAGUCCUACAAACCAGUCCCACCACUGCAGAACAAAACCACAAACUGCAGAGGAGGAAUUCAGAAGCCAGCAUCUCCCAUCAGUCUGGAUCCGUCUCAGCGGCAGGGAGUGGAGGGGUUGAUCUCUGCAGCUCCGUGUCGCCUUGACCACACCGCCCUGUUCAGCAUUUUACAGAAACACACUCUGCAGCACCGCAUGAACGACUCCUUCUCAUGCCUGGGUUGGUUCAGUCCUGGUCAGGUGUUCGUCCUGGAUGAGUACUGUGCACGGUACGGCGUCCGAGGCUGCCACCGCCACCUGAGCUACCUGAAGGGUCUGAUGGAUUAUUCAGAGAACAACGCAUUGGUCGACCCCACGCUGCUGCAUUACAGCUACGCCUUCUGUGUCUCCCACGUGCACGGAAACAGGCCUGAUGGGAUGGGGACAGUGACCGCGGAGGAGAAGGAUCAGUUUGAGGCCAUCAGGAGUCGUCUGAUGGCGCUGCUGGAGAACCAGAUCACACAUUUUAGGUACUGCUUUCCCUUUGGGCGACCAGAUGGGGCCCUGAAGGCAACUCUCUCCCUGCAGGAACGGGUUUUGAUGAAGGACAUCACUACGCCUGUCCCUCCAGAGGACAUGAAGAAUCUCGUGCAGAGGUGCCUGGAAAAAGCAGCUCAGAUCAAUUACAGUCAGCUGAUGGAAUAUGCUCAGAUCAAGGAGGAUUCUCAGGAAGCUCCAGAGAAAAGGCUGGAGGACAUGAUGAGACUUGGGGAGCUCUGCAUUGAUGUCCUGCAGCAGAACGAUGAACAUCACUCCGAGGCUUUUUCGUGGUGGCCGGAGCUGAUGGCUGAACACGCAGAAAGCUUUCUGUCUCUGUACAGAGCUGAUAUGGACGGUGCCCUUCAGGUGCAGCCGGUCGACUCCUGGGACAGUUUCCCACUAUUUCAGCUCCUCAACAACUUCCUGAGAACUGACCCUCACCUGUGUAAUGGGACGUUCCACAAACACCUGCAGGACCUGUUCGUCCCCCUAGUGGUGCGCUACAUCGACCUGAUGGAGUCGUCCAUCGCCCAGUCCAUCCACCGCGGCUUCGAGCAGGAGACCUGGCAGUCGGUCAAUAAUGGUUCCGCCACCUCAGAGGAUUUGUUCUGGAAGCUGGAUGCUCUACAGAUGUUCGUCCUGGACCUCCAUUGGCCAGAGCCAGAGUUUGCCAAACAUCUGGAGCAGAGACUCAAACUGAUGGCUAGCGACAUGAUGGAGGCCUGCGUCAAGAGAACAAAAUCAGCGUUUGAUGCCAAAAUGCAAAGAGCGAGUAAGUCCACAGACUUCCGGGUGCCGCUGUCAGUCUGCACCAUGUUCAAUGUGCUGAUGGACGCCAAGAAGCAGUGCUCCAAGCUCUGUGUGCUGGAUACUGGACAGGAGAUUGACAAACAAUGGCAACAGUACCACUCCAAAAUCGAUGUGCUGAUUGACGAGUCAUUCAAAGAAAUGAUUUCCUCCCUCAUCUCAAAGUUUGCCGGUGUUUUAGACGGCGUUCUCUCCAAGCUCUCGAGAUACGAUGAAGGGACGUUCUUCUCCUCAUUCCUGUCUUUCACAGUGAAAGCUGCUGCCAAGUAUGUGGAAGUCCCUAAACCUGGGCUGGAUCUGGCUGACACCUACAUCACCUUCAUACGGCAGAACCAGGACAUCCUCCGAGACCGCGUCAAUGACGAGGUCUACGUUGAGGAUAUUUUCGAUCAAUGGUUCACCGGCUCCAUGAAGGCUGUGUGUGUUUGGCUGACUGAUAGACUGGACCUGCAGCUCCACACAUACCAGCUGAAAACCCUCAUCAAGAUUGUGAAGAAGACCUACCGUGACUUCAGGCUGCAGGGGGUCCUGGACGGCACACUGAACAACAAGAGCUACGAGACCAUCUACAACCGCCUGACAGUGGAGGAAGCCACGGCGGCCGUCAAGGCGGGCGACGGCCUGCAGGGCAUCAGCAUGCGAGACAGCGACGAGGAGGACGACUAGAUACACACACACACGCUCCCUUCACACACCUUGUUACUGCUUGAUUGUCAUCCUCUCCAUUACAGAUCAGGAGCUUCUGUCCCAGUUAAUGACUUCCUCCCCUUUCACUUAACAAUUUUCCUUAAAAACUAAAACCACAGUCAACAAAUAUGGUUUAAUACUGAUGUAACUGGAUUAGAUUGCCGCUACACAAAUUAGCUGUGCGUUUCAUUAACAACAGAACAGGUUUUGCUGAAGCUAGCUUGCUAUGUUGUGGAUGCAUGUUCUCCACUGAGCCCCAAUUCAGUCAGCCAUAUUGGAUGAAGGAUAAAACGUGAAGUAAAGACAGCAAAACAUUUAUAUAUUUUCUCCGCAGAAUUUGACUGUAGUUCAGUCAAAUAUACCACAACAGCUGAUACUUCAUCCACAGUCAACAAAUAUAAAUGAACAAGAUUAAGAAAAAAGGACAGAAAUAGAGAACUGACUGCAAAACUAACCUCACUGUUUAUGGCAAGAUAAGUCAAGAUAAUUUUAACUAAUAAUACUUGUUGUUGUUGAUUGUAUUGUAAAUCUGAUGAAGAAGCCUGGUUGAUUAAAAACCUUGCUUCCACUUUUUUAAUACAAGGUGAAGCUCUGUGUAUAAUUGCACAUGUGCAGUAGAGGUUGAUAAUCGUGACUGAAGACCUGAUCCGUUGAGGAGGAUCGCUCGGGUAGUGACAACCCCCCCCCCCCCCCCUUUUUCUCAGCCUGUCAAAUGCGCAUCGCCCAGAUGCCACUGUGCAUAUGUGUUGAAACGUACAUGAGUGUGAAUGUACGACCAAAAGUAAGAUGAGGCAUCUGAAAGACACUUGAAGGUAGAGACCAGCCUCGUGUUCCCGCUCUCACCUAUAGGACAGGAAGCCUCGCCUCCCUUCAUGUGCAGCCAUACUCUGAUUGAUGUCACUUUUUACAGUAGAGCACAGCAAACACCUUUUUUGGUUUCCUUCAGUUAUUGUAGCUUAUUGUUCAAAACUUUUUAAGGCUAUGGCAGCUCUUAAACGCUAGUCCCAGCAAACUUGCCUUUUUCUGUCAUAUUCCUUAUACCAACAGCCGCAAAAUCCACUGAAGAGAUUUAUUUUUAUUUGAGAGAAAGCUUGGAAUUGUAAGGUUCUAUCUAACUGUUUUAUCAAAACCUUGGUUUUCCACUUUCAUUUCCCUGAGUUGUAAAACAACAGCAGUGUUUGGUCAUUCAAGCAGAACAACCUUACAGUUUCUUAACAAGCAACCCAUUUUACUUUUACAACAAAUAGUGACUGUUGUUUCCGAUAAGCUAAAGCAGAAGUAGCGUGACAUAAUUACAGCACCUCAAUACUUGAGUUAGUGGUGGAUGUAAGGUCAACAAAGCUGUUAUCAUCCUUGACUGUUUGAAACAAAUGUUGACCAGCAGUUCAAUCUUAAUUUUGUCUAUCCAUGAUCACGUCCUUCUCUAACCUUUUACAGGACUUCCUCUUUAAUUGACUAAAUUCAAUCAAACCUUAAGAAAAGCGGUAGCAGAUCAGAAAACACUUGUGUGUUGUUUCAGAAUGGAUGAUCAGCAUACUGAUGAUUUAGUUCUUCUGUGAAAUGUACCUUAUCUUUGUCUUAGGGUGCUGCUAGAGGUAAGGCCAUUGGAAGAAAGUUCAAUUCAUUUUAAACAUGGCCAGUAAAAUAUAAUGGAAAUUGUCCCCUUAGAUUGGAUUACAUUUGAUGUGUAAAGGUGAGAUGGUCUAUCCAGUGGUGGUGAAGGUCAGGAGGUCAUUAGGAUUCUUCCUCUAGAGAUUUGUUUGUUUGUGGUUUUUAAGCCUCAGUCAAAACCAAUAGCACAGUUCUUUUCCCCACAGUCGUCCACCUGCACUCUUUCCCUUUACUUUCAUGUUGGAGUAAUCGACAGUACAGAAACUAUUUCCCAGUGUUGCAAAAAGCAUGGUCAAGGGGAUCCCACCUGGAGACUGGUUUCCGUCCCAUUACAAACCAAACAAUUGAUCUUAGUAUUUGUUAAUCUUCACAUUGUACUUUCCUUCAAUCUUGGCAAAUGCUUUAAUUUGCCUAAUCUUGUCCAAACCUUAAAGACUAAUUAGUUUUCCUUGGAGGUUUUUGUCCAUCAUUUCUAUCAACAUUGUUGUCACCAAACCCCCUUUUCUACUGGUAAAAAAAAAACACUACCACCACUAAUAUCUGGCUUUUGUCUACAAUGGGAAUGGAUUCAAUCUGCAUUCCCUCCCAGGUAAAUUUACUACUGGUUUUAAGUGGCUCUGGCUCAAAUUGAUAGUGAAGGAAAUGUGAGACCUACGUCAAUGAGUUACCGUCAAACCUGAUGCAAAUAUGUAACUGGCAAUGAGAAAAGAGUUAAUCGCCUUUUUCUUGCGGGCUUAUCUUCAUUAAUAAACGUGUGUCCCUGUUUGUUUGAUGUAGAAGAAGUUUGAGUUCACGUCUGAGAUCGGAGAAAAACAGUGACAUCUCCAAAAAGAGGGUUAUGAUUGAAAUUGCACAGUCCGAAUUCAAACGAUUUUUGAAAUUACUACAGUACUUAAGAUGCUUCAAAGGACAGUUUGAAUUGGAGUCAUGAUUUCACUAGCGUUUUUUUGCCUGGAAGUUUGUUUCUAUUUUCUCCCGUCUGAUUGUCUGACUCCUCAUGUUUCUCUACCAGUUGGACUUUGCUGUUACAGUACCUGAUGCCCAACCUUGAAAAACAUGACCCACAUUGUCCUUAGAAUUAUCAUUUAACCACACCUUAACUAUUGUGUAUUUAACACAGCCUCAACGUUACCUUAACCAUAUUGUAGUUGCCAGGUGUUGUGAUGUUAUCCUAAUGAGAAAUAAUUCUUAUUUAACUUUCAAAAACUUUGAAAUUGACCGAAUCAAGGAUUUUGCACAAUUGUUAUGUUUGAUUUGAAAAUUGUGUCUGGGAGUAGGGGUUAGCCUUCAGGUCAAAAAACUGUACUUAUCUGAAUGUUUUUGAUAAUCAUUGUCUAGAUCUGUAGACAAAUUCGUACAGGUCCAAGCUAAUGAGAUGUUGCUGUACUGCUGUAGUUUCUCAGCCUGAACUUUAUGUAGCUCACAAUGUUCCCACUGAUAAAUAAGGACUGGUGGUCUCAGGUAGUAAAAGAUGCAAAAAAAUACAAAAAUGUCUAAAGGUCUUUAAAAGAGAAACAGAAUCCACGCAGGUGUUAACACAAACACAUGGGGUCAGUCUCACAAGAAGCUCCUUUAAGGUGAUGGAACUGAAAGUAAAAGUGGGUAAUCAUUUGUUCAGUAACACAAUUGUUGCUGUAGCUGCAGUUCUGCUGUCAUCUCUGUUCAUUGUGAUAUUUACUGUCGUGAAGAGUUAUAUUGAGCUGUAGAGUGGUAUGGUCGUACUGCCUGUACUUCAUAUCCAAUGUCGAUCAAAGUCUUAGAAACAUGCUUAUGAACUGAAAAGGUCUGGACAUUUUGGAACAGGAUCAUCGUGGGAGAACAUGGAUCUGUUUCUGUGAUCACUGUCUUUAGUCUGAUCAGCUGUGAGUGGACAGUGUCUCAUCACUGCGGCCUGUUCGUUGGCUAGUGUCUGUUUGCGUGUGGUGUCAGUGUAGGCCUCAGAUCGACUGAGUGCAGCAACCUGGCGUUUGUUGUAGCCGUCCGAUCCAGUUUGUUUCCGUGCAGUUCAAAAGGCCAAAAACUUAAAGGACAAAAAUCUAUUGAAGAAGUAUAUUUAUAUUGUCUUAUUGUGCACCUGUUUUGUUCAGGUGUCUUAUCUAUGUGUCACUAUUAAAAGUGUUUUUA